AAAAAAAAACUGCAGAAAUUUGAAGAAGAUAAUUAAUAAUAAUAAUAAUAAUGGAAGAUAUGAUGGAUCUCUUCCAUUUGUCUUCGUCUUCGACUUUGGUGAUGCUCUUGAAGUCGUCGUCGUAGUCGUCUUCUUCGACUUUCGUCAUUCAGGAAUCAAACACAUAAUAAUAAUUUCUGAUUUUGAUAUCUUGAAGAACAAAACCAAUCUUUUUUUUUCGUUGCUUCCUCUUGCAAGCGGUUUCGACCCUCCUUGGCCUGUUAACUAAGUCAGCAAUCUGUAAAAUUUUCGAAAGGCACGAGUUUUGUACAAUUGGGACUUUUGGGGUCUUUUAAGAUACAAGAUACAAGCCAAGAUGAAGGCCAAUGCAGCGCAAGUAAAAGGAAGAGGAUCCGUUAGGAUAAGUGCACAGCAAGUGGUUUUUGAGCUCAAACACAAAGUGGUUAUUGCUCUGAACAAGCUAGCGGAUCGAGAUACUUACCAGGUUGGGGCGGAUGAGCUUGACAAGACGGCAGAGUGCUUAACUCCUGAUGGUAUUGCCCCGUUUUUGUCGUGUAUAUUGGACACAGACUCGGAGCAAAAGAGUGCAGUUCGAAAGGAAUGCAUUAGACUGAUGGGCUCGCUUGUAAGGUAUCAUGAGGGGCUGAUGGCGCCGCAUCUCAGUAAGAUGGUUGUUAGCAUUGUCAAGCGGCUCAAAGAUCCGGACUCCAUUGUGAGGGAUACCUGUGUGGAAACUAUGGGAGUUCUGGCUUCAAAAUUGAGUAGUGGAGAAGGUGAGAGUGACAGGAUCUUUGUUACGCUAGUGAGACCGCUUUUCGAAGCAUUAGGUGAACAAAACAAGCAUGUGCAAGCGGGUUCAGCAUUGUGCUUGGCAAGGGUUAUUGACAAUACUCAUGAUCCCCCAGUUUCGCUUUUGCAAAGGAUUUUGGUUCGAACCACCAAGUUGCUUAAGAAUCAGCAUUUUAUGGCAAAACCAGCAAUUAUCGAGUUGAAUAGAAGUAUUAUCCAGGCCGGGGGAGCCCCAACACAAAACACUCUAUCUGCUGCAAUGUCUAGCAUUCAAGAAUCUCUUAAAAACAGUGACUGGUCAACACGUAAAGCGGCUUCUAUGGCAUUAGGGGAGAUAGCUUCAAGCGGGGGAUCCCUCUUAGGAUCAUGCAAGGCAUCCUGCAUCCGAUCCCUUGAAUCGUGUCGCUUCGACAAGGUGAAGCCCGUCAGAGACACUGUAUUGCAUUCGCUACAGUGCUGGAGAACUCUUCCAGGACCUGAUACUCCAGAACCCUCAGAAGCGGGUUCUUCUAUUAAAGAAAAUUUCUGUGGGGGUGACUAUAAUGAUCUGACAAGUGCAAGCGAAUCUGGAUGGAAAGAUGUUGCAUUUAAGAAAGUCAGUACGAGUUUCACCAAGGGAAGGAUUCCUUUGUCUGUCAGAAAGAAAAGUCAAAAUCAUGUUGAAAAUCCUCAACAAUCCAAGGAAGAUGAUUGGCGCAUUGAAAUUGCUCUCCCAAAAACUCAUACUAUCUCAUUAGCGGAACUUAACAAUGAAGAAUCCGAGGGUAGCUCUGUCACCAAGACUUUUGAAAGAAUGAGUACUGAUAUCACAAGCAUGAAGGACAUUGGAUAUCAAUAUGUCCAUUUAGAUGACAAACAAGAGUGUUCUUCUGUGUCCAAUAUUGUCAACGGUAACUUUGAGACCAAACAUGUGAAAGUUACUCAUGAGGAUCUUGACCAAGGUGGCUUGCUGAAGGCAAUGGAAGGAGAUCAGCGGUUUGCAUCUGAAGAGAUUUGUAGCGAGGAACAAAUGUACUCCAGAAAGAUUCAUGACCGGACGAGCCUCGAUUCAACUGUAUCAGAGGCUGUUUUCCCAGGUUCACAUGGAUGUUGUUCGCAAAUCACAAAUGAAAUGGUUUGCAUCCGAAAGCAACUUUUGCAGAUCGAGGACAAACAGUCAAAUUUAGUGGAUCUUUUGCAGGUGUUUACAACUGGAAUAAUGGAUAGUUUGUCUGUUUUACAAUCAAGGGUGGUACGUUUAGAAGAUGUAGUGGAUAGGAUAGCUGAGGACCUUGUUGUACACCGGGAGGAACGUUCGAGUUUAGCAACCUCCAAGUUGUUGAAGCAAAACCAAUUCUUGAAUUCACCAAGAUUCUCUACAUGCACUCCUAGGCCAUCUAUAGAUAUCCGCAAUAGGCAGCCUUCAUUUUUGUCUUCGAAGAGUAAUGAAACUUGGGAGGUAAAUGCACUGGAGAGAAGCCUAGAAAACACUAAACAGGGUACAGAGAUGUGGGCUAAUAGUAAGAUGAAAAUCACUAGGAACCCAACGGGGGUGGACAACAAGAAAAAUCCGAGGCAGGUGACACGGAGGAUUGGUUGUGGUCAAGUAAGGAGUGAUCCUAUUUUUGGUUCAGCGUCUAGUAGUAUAACAGCCAGAAAAAGUAGCUUUGAAAGUAAAAAUAACAUGUGGAAACGUGUGAAAGGUUUUCUAUGUGAAGGGGACCUCGACUCUGCGUAUGGUGAAGCUCUUUGUUCGGGUGACGAGCUUGUUCUGAUGGAACUUUUUGAUAGAACUGGUCCGGUUCUAGAGUGUUUGUCAUCCAAGACUGCAGGCGAUAUUCUCAGUAUUUUGGCUUCAUAUCUUCGAGAACAGAAAUUUACAACUUCCAUACUCCCUUGGUUGCAGCAGGUUGUCGACUUGAGCACAGUUCAUGGACCGAACUGCCUUGUCCUGACGGCAAAAGCAAGGCAAAAGCUGUUAUCUGCGAUUCAGGAGGCUGUGAACAUGGACUUUUCUAGUCCUUUGGAGAAAAGAUCCGUCAGUCAAAUAGCAGUGAAGUUGCACCACAUAUGGGGAAAAUGAUCCUGAUUAUCUUAUGAUGUUGGUGAUUCACAACUGUAUGUAGAUGAGGUUCAUUUUGUCAGCCAAUCAUCGGAUUCGCGAAGCGGCGAUUGGAGAGGAUCUCGUUUUUCAGAUUAAGCUUUUCCCGAGCCGUAAUGAUGAUUAACCAGUAGGCUGUAGCUGUUCUUAUUGUAAACAAGUCAGUUUGAGUGCAUUUCACGCCUCGUUCUUUGCUAUGUUGAAUUUGUACUUUGACUAAACUUUAGUUCCAACUUAGAGCUUUUCCAAAGACUACGCAUUUUAAAAAAAAAAAAAAAAAAAAAAAAAAAAAAGCAUGACAAUUGUUUGUUGUAACCACAUCUGUUUGUGUCAACCAAUAGCCUUUUCUUUUCUUUUUCUUUUCGUUU
Morus notabilis is the source of this 3237-nucleotide messenger RNA. Its product is annotated as TORTIFOLIA1-like protein 2. Gene Ontology annotation, molecular function: microtubule binding. Gene Ontology annotation, cellular component: microtubule. NCBI's taxonomy places the organism in Eukaryota, Viridiplantae, Streptophyta, Magnoliopsida, Rosales, Moraceae. The record is from RefSeq and is a predicted model, not a curated record. Bases 356 to 2851 code for a protein of 831 amino acids. The transcript has 8 exons.